This is a messenger RNA of Phragmites australis (common reed), 1746 nucleotides long. Its product is annotated as carboxypeptidase SOL1. The record is from RefSeq and is a predicted model, not a curated record. Gene Ontology annotation, biological process: proteolysis. Gene Ontology annotation, molecular function: zinc ion binding; metallocarboxypeptidase activity. NCBI's taxonomy places the organism in Eukaryota, Viridiplantae, Streptophyta, Magnoliopsida, Poales, Poaceae. The transcript has 15 exons. The coding region runs from base 159 to 1619 and encodes 486 amino acids.
UUUUACACGACCGAGCCCCCUCCGCCGCCGGAAGCGGAUCGUGUUCCCUCGCCGGGGCGUCCGGCCCAACACCGGCGGGAUUGAACCGAACGAGUCAAACCCAACAACCACUCGCCUCCCCUCCCGCAGCCCCCACCGGGCGGCCUCCUCGCACGCCCAUGGCAAUCUUGAGCUUCCACUUCCUCCUCCUCCUGCUCCUCCUCGGCGCCUUCUCCUCGCUCCCCACGCAAGCCGCCGCGAGGGGUGGUCAUGAUCCGUCAGGUUAUGUCGGAAAUCAUGGUUCAUUUUCACGUAACUUGCUUGAGGAUAAGCCCCGUAUCACGGAAGAAAUGGUCUAUGGAUAUAUGACCAACCCUGAGCUUGAGGUUGCUGUACAUGCCUUUGGAAGUCGGUGUCCUAAUAUCUCCAGGAUAUACAGCAUUGGAAAGAGUGUGAAUAAUUUCCCAUUGUGGGUGAUUGAAAUAUCAGACAAGCCCAGGCAAAAAGAAGCUGAACCAGCAUUCAAGUUCAUUGGAAAUGUUCAUGGUGAUGAGCCUGUUGGAAGAGAGGUUCUUAUGCAUUUUGCAAAUUGGCUGUGUGAUAACUACCUGAAGGACCCGUUGGCAACUCUCAUUGUGGAGAACAUGCACCUUCAUAUACUCCCGACAAUGAACCCAGAUGGAUUUGCUCUUAGAUGGCGUGGUAAUGCAAACAAUGUUGAUCUAAACAGAGAUUUUCCUGACCAAUUUUCUCCCUUCAACAACGAUAUUAACUACAGACAACCUGAAACUAGAGCUAUUAUGAAUUGGGUAAAACAAGAACACUUCACGGCCUCUGCUAGUUUGCAUGGGGGUGCUCUUGUUGCCAAUUAUCCAUGGGAUGGAACUAGAGAUAAAAACAAAUAUUAUUAUGGAUGUCCUGAUGAUAAGACAUUCCAGUACAUGGCAUCAGUGUAUAGUCAGUCACACUACAACAUGUCUUUGAGCAAAGAAUUUGAAGGAGGGAUUACGAAUGGAGCAUUCUGGUAUCCAAUAUAUGGCGGCAUGCAAGACUGGAACUAUAUACAUGGAAGCUGCUUUGAGUUAACGCUGGAGAUUAGUGACACAAAGUGGCCAAAAGCAGCUGAGCUACCUGUCAUCUGGGAACACAAUAGGAUGAGUAUGCUUAAUCUUGUUGCAAGCCUAAUAAAGUCAGGAAUUCACGGAAGGAUAUUUGCAGCAGAUACUGGCAGGCCUAUAUCUGGCUCAGUGAUGAUAAAGGGGAUUGAUUCCAAGGUGAGAGCUAGCAGGACUUAUGGAGAUUACCAUCGAAUGCUUGCGCCUGGUGAGAAAUAUGAAGCAGUUGUGGCAUCAAUGGAAGGCUUCCGACCAAAAUCUACACGUAUUGUGCUGGAGCAGGAAGCCGUGAACUUGGAUUUCAUCUUGGACCCAAUCGAACCUGAUGGGCAGAUGAAGCUGACUCGUAAUGACUGUGGCUGCCCUUGCGACAAUGACAAGCUGUUCCACGUUCAAGAAGCUCACCUCUGGUUGUAUAUUCUUGUUUUGUUCGUUCUCCUGAUCCUUUAUUUGCUCUUCAAGAGAAAAACUGCAUCUAGGUUGCUGACAUAUAGAUACUCGCCCAGGCGGCCUAUUGCUGUAUAGGAGGAAUUUUGUUGCCUAGUUCAGUUUUGUAACUCACGGGCUCCCACCAAAACGGUAUGUUGUUGUACAAGUUAAAGGAUAGCCAAUGUACCAUGGAAGUUUUGCAUCGAUGGAAAGUUUUGCAUCA